AUGAAUUCUUUGAGCCUGCUCUUCACAAACACAUUGAAAGAAAUCGGAACCCAAUGUAAAGGUUUUAAAAAGAUUUUUGUAAAUUUUAUCAGUCAUUUUUCCAGAUUAGUGUUUCAGAAAUCUGUCAAAGUUACCGGUGUUAAGUCUGGUCGUCACAUUUCCUGUGUGUCACCAGACCGGGUCUGGAUCAACGAUGGUCAAAAUCUCACUCUGACAGAUGCAUCUGGUCAUAACCUAGAUCAACUGACAGAUAUAACUAGUGGUUAUGGGAUACACACUGUGAAUUUUUAUGAUGAUUUAAUUUAUAUAGACAGGGAGAAAAAUAUCAACAAAUUGUCUACAGAGAACAAAGUAAAGACUACAUUAAUAAAGUACAACACAGCACCAUGGAGACCACAGUGUGUUUACAGCUCCCCCUCCAAUGGAGACCUGCUGGUUGGGAUGUGUAGAGGUACGCGUGAUACAGAGAGUUUGUGGAAUACUGAGAGAAAGACAGGCAACAUAGUGCGGUAUAACGCGACAGGGAAAAACAUCCAGACCAUAGAGCACGACCACAACACAGGUCAGAGACUGUACAGAUUACCUAACUAUAUCACAGAGAACCGCAAUGGAGAUGUUAUUGUGUCUGACGGGGAGCGUUAUGCUGUAGUGGUGACAGAUCGUGAUGGUAAAUUCCGCUUCUCCUACAGAGGUCCUCCAUCAGGAUCAGGACUAUCACCAUAUGGAAUCUGUACUGACGCGCUGUCACACAUCCUGGUGUGUGAUUCUAUCAGCGGAUCAGUACAGAUGUUAGACAGGAACGGUAACUACCUGUAA
This is a messenger RNA of Saccostrea cuccullata (small rock oyster), 816 nucleotides long. RefSeq lists its product as uncharacterized. Gene Ontology annotation, cellular component: extracellular region. Lineage: Eukaryota; Metazoa; Mollusca; Bivalvia; Ostreida; Ostreidae. The coding region runs from base 1 to 816 and encodes 271 amino acids. The record is from RefSeq and is a predicted model, not a curated record. The transcript has a single exon.